AUGAAUAAAAAACCACCAGAAACUAUUCCGAUGCUCCCUAAGCGAAACAUCAACCCAAUAUACAAACAUGUUAAAAGCCGGUACCUGGAUAAAAGUAGGAUGGAGAAAAAACAACACGAUGAAACGAAAAAAUGUGAUUUAAUGAAAAGUAAAAGAGUAAAAUCGUCCCUGUCAUUAGAAUCGUUCAGUGAGGAGAUGAACAUUGAUCGCUACAAAUUGCUUACACUAGCCGAUAAGUGUUUCAUUGAUCAGUUGGAGAACAAUUUUCAUUCAGAAUAUACAAACUUCAUACUGAAUAUGGACAACAGACGUCAAAUUCAAAAUCAUACAUACAUAUGUGGUCCAUCAAUUUUAUCAGAACCGAAUCUGCUAUUAACUAUACAUGAUUUGCUGAAAGUAAGCGAAUCGCCGAUUGACAUGUUACAUGCUGUAUUCUUGGUCUGCCAAUACGAGAAAACUGACACAGAUGAAUGGUUUGAUCCACCAGAGUACAAAUGGUUGUGGGUGGCCGAAGCCAUUAUGAUUGCUGCUCUUAUGUUGAACAAUCGUGCCUGUAACGAUGAUGGUAGCAACGAUAAUAGACCAGAAUCUGCGGUGUUCUGGUACGCGGCCGGCGUAUUUUACGGCAGCAACGGAUAUACGAAAGAUGCUAUAGAUUACCUAGAGAAGGCACGAACYAUUGCCGACGGCCCAAACAGACUAGUAUUUCCAACAGUUAUGUCUGACUUACACUUCGCAAUGGGAGUUGAAGAAUAUGGGGGGUUUGUUAAAGAGCCAUACAGCGUUUGGACACUGGCAUGUUUAUUCCAAAAACAACUUUUGAGACAAAUUGCUAUCCAUCAAAAGCCUGAUAAAGCGCUACGUACAUUACAAAAUGCUUACAGCCUGCUUGAAGCGUCUAGUGAACCGGACAGUAUUCCACAGAUGCUAAAGGCAGAAGUACAGUUCGAGUUGGGUCACAAGUACAAAUCAGUCGGUUCAACUGAGCACUCAGUAAAUGCUUUCUAUGAAUGCGUCAGAUCUUCAGAAAACAUACAUCAUGAAAUGCAUUUAGAAGCAAAGAUUAUGGUAGCAGAAAUGGAUCCCAAUCCACCAGAAAACUGGUCUUUACUGGAGUUAAAAGAAGAAGCGAAAAAAAGGUUGAACUUUCGAUUGCUUGUCAAAACUAUUGUGACGCAAGGAAUUAAAGCCAAAAAAAAUGCAAGAUUUGAAGAAGGUUUUCAUCACUUUGCAGUAGCUGAAUGGCUGAUCAGAAAGACAAGGAAACAAAAUGCUGAUGCUCUAGAUAUAGAAAUAGCUUUAUUUGACAUGGCCAUCUGUCGAACAGAAAGGAUGUUUAAGAUGUUUCCCAUAUCGAACAAAAUUGAACCUAUGUACCAAGUCAACGAAAUCAACCAAUGGACAGAUCCAGGUGAAAAAUAUAUGCACUGUGAAGCUAUAAAAGAAGCCAAGGAAUUGUAUAAUUUGUUUGAAGACACACUCGAUGAGUCAGACGAUGACAUAAUGAUUUGCAGUAACAGCGAACAGUUUUUGAACGAAGACGAGCAGUUUUCGGUCGAGRAUGAACAAUUUUUGGACGAUGUCGAGCAGCUUUCGCUCGAUGGAGACAAUCAGCAUUCAAACCGAAAUGAGCAGUUUUUGAAAAGCGAUAAGCAUUUUUCGGUCAAUUUCUCAAGUCAGUUUAAUAACUAUAAAUUGUAA
Molecule: messenger RNA, 1701 nt
Organism: Diuraphis noxia (Russian wheat aphid)
Lineage: Eukaryota; Metazoa; Arthropoda; Insecta; Hemiptera; Aphididae
Molecular function (GO): protein binding
Source: RefSeq, a predicted model, not a curated record